AUGUCUUCGUAUUUAAAGACUUCUCGAAAUGAAACAAAAGGCAAAGAGGCAAUAAAUAAGUUAACGAAUGAAUUUAAAACAAAUCAACAAAAAAGACAAGAUUUACAAGAUUUUGGUGAAUUCAAUUCUUAUCUGAUAGGAGGAGGAAUAUCGGGGGUAGAUAUUAAUGCUUUAAUUGAAAAUGCACUUUAUCAGACUAAAGUUGAUCCGGAAGUUGUUAUUGCCGCUGCAAGAUUAUUUGUUUUAGCCAACCAAGCAAGAAAUUAUAACGGUUAUUGUUUUGUUGAAUCGAAUCAAAAUGUUGUUGAAGCUACAAAUCGAUCAAGUGCCAUGUCUUUAUCAAAUUUACUUCUACCGGACGAAGCUAGCCAAUCUUCCAAAACUACGUAA
This is a messenger RNA of Entrophospora sp. SA101, 390 nucleotides long. The record is from the annotation of a GenBank genome assembly. NCBI's taxonomy places the organism in Eukaryota, Fungi, Glomeromycota, Glomeromycetes, Entrophosporales, Entrophosporaceae.